GGUUAAUCGCCAUAUUGAAAUAAUCAAUCGAGAAGCAGGCGACUUGUUGGGCAGAUUGUGCAAGUAUUUUCUUCCGAAGUGUGCUCAGAUUCAUCAUGGAUGAAGAAUAUGAUGUGAUUGUGCUAGGCACGGGGCUUAAGGAAUGCAUCCUCAGUGGCCUGCUUUCUGUGGCUGGGAAGAAGGUCCUACAUAUGGACAGAAACAAGUACUAUGGUGGUCAGAGUGCAUCCAUUAGUCCUUUAGAAGAUCUCUUUGCACACUUUGGUAAAAGUGCCCCCGGUGAAGAGUUUGGUAGAGGAAGAGAUUGGAAUGUUGAUCUGAUUCCUAAAUUUCUGAUGGCAAAUGGUCAACUGGUGAAGCUGCUGGUACACACUGGUGUAACUCGUUACCUAGAUUUUAAAGGAAUUGAAGGCAGCUAUGUGUACAAGGGUGGCAAAAUCUACAAGGUCCCCGCCAAUGAAAAAGAGGCACUUACAUCAUCUCUCAUGGGUAUUUUUGAAAAACGGCGUUACCGACAAUUCCUGCUAUUUGUACAGGAGUUUAACCCAGAAGAUCGAGCCACUUGGAAGAAUGUUAACCCAAAAGAAACAACUUCAGAGGAAAUGAUGCAGAAACACUACAACCUUGAGAAAAAUACCAUAGACUUCACUGGCCACGCUCUGGCACUUCACUCCAAUGAUGAGUACUUGAAGAAGCCCUGUGAGGAGACCUUGCUAAGGAUCAAGCUGUACAGUGGGUCGCUAAAUGCCUACGACAGCCUAAAAUCCCCAUAUCUGUAUCCACUCUACGGACUUGGAGAGCUGCCCCAGGGCUUUGCUAGACUCAGUGCUAUAUAUGGUGGGACUUACAUGCUGGAGAAACCUGUGGAUGAGAUUGUGAUGGAAGACUGUAAGGUCGUUGGAGUGCGCUCAGGCGAUGAAACAGCCAGGUGUAAAGCUGUAAUCUGUGACCCUUCUUAUGCACCAGAGAAGUGCAGAAAAGUUGGAAGGGUUGUAAGAGCUAUCUGUAUUUUGGACCACCCUGUUCAAAACACCUCUGAUGCUGUGUCAUGUCAAAUUAUCAUUCCUCAGUCACAAGUAGGCAGACACAAUGACAUUUACAUUGGAGUUGUUUCUUCGGCUCACAAUGUGGCAGCAAAGGGGUUCUACCUGGCUAUAGUCAGCACCACAGUGGAAACCUCCACGCCAGAGAAGGAGCUGAAACCCGGCCUAGACUUGCUAGGAAACAUAAAGGAAAUGUUUAUUUCAGAACAAGAUUUGCUGGAGCCUGUGGAUGACGGCACAGACAAUCAGUUGUUCAUUUCCACUUCGUACGAUGCGAGCAGCCAUUUUGAGACCACCUGCACUGAUGUGCUUGACCUGUACAAGAGAGUGAUGGGGGCGCCAUUUGACUUCUCUGUUGUAAAGUCUCGUCUAGAACAGACCGACGAAUGAGUAGACAUCUGUGUUAAAAGAUAUUCUUGUGAUUCCACAUUCUGGUGUUCACCCACUCUGCCCUGCUCAGCAUAAAGUUGGCUGCUUCUGACUGGACUUGUGGAAAACUAAAUUGACAAAUUUGAUGUUAUUGUCGUGUCUAUACUAUCUCGUGGUUAUAGUAACAAACAUACACUUGUGUCAGAAAACGCCAAGAAUUGUCAGCUUUAGUUACAGUGUAUUGUGAAAACAGGCUGAUGUAUGCAUGGGGGUUGGGAAGGGAUCUGGGCUGCGGAAAUGUGAGAGGUGUACAGGGUUAACAUUGUUGAUGUGCUAAAAGUCAGGGGAUCCUUGGAUGUAUGUCUUGUGCAGGUGCAAGACAUCAAGAUGUAUAUACGCAAAUGUAAAGAUUUCUGUCUGUUCGAAAUUGCGAGCUUGUUCUAUCCCACCCACAGCCUGCUGUCAUGUGUUGUUCUCACAGUGCCAUGUAUCUUCCAAUGUCACUAAAUGGCUUAUUUGUGGAUGAACAGUGGGGACGUGCAAAUACUUUUCAUAAAUAUGUACAUAUACUAUAUAUAUAUAUAUACACACACA
Messenger RNA from Liolophura sinensis, 2006 nucleotides. Its product is annotated as rab GDP dissociation inhibitor alpha-like. The record is from RefSeq and is a predicted model, not a curated record. Lineage: Eukaryota; Metazoa; Mollusca; Polyplacophora; Chitonida; Chitonidae. Gene Ontology annotation, biological process: vesicle-mediated transport; protein transport; small GTPase-mediated signal transduction. Gene Ontology annotation, cellular component: cytoplasm. Gene Ontology annotation, molecular function: Rab GDP-dissociation inhibitor activity. The transcript is spliced from 11 exons. The coding region runs from base 96 to 1433 and encodes 445 amino acids.